CCAGCCUGCCCGCCGCCAUGAGGACGCUCUACUUCCUGCUGCUGACGCUGUGCCUCCUCUUCUCCCACCUGGGCCCAGGUGCUGGCUAUCUCACAGGUCUCGGCCAGCGGUCUGACCACUACAUAUGUGUACGGCAAGGAGGAACCUGUAACUUUUCUCCAUGUCCACUCUUCACCAAGGUCUAUGGUACCUGCUAUGGUGGAAAGGCCAAGUGCUGCAUGCGUUGACUCUGGCCUGGGAGUGAUGGACGAAGCAUGCGCAAGUCAAGUGAAGGUUUUGUAAUGCUU
Molecule: messenger RNA, 287 nt
Organism: Hyaena hyaena (striped hyena)
Lineage: Eukaryota; Metazoa; Chordata; Mammalia; Carnivora; Hyaenidae
Gene: DEFB1
Product: defensin beta 1
Exons: 2
Coding region: 18-227 (69 amino acids)
Biological process (GO): innate immune response in mucosa; defense response to Gram-positive bacterium; defense response to Gram-negative bacterium
Cellular component (GO): extracellular region
Molecular function (GO): CCR6 chemokine receptor binding
Source: RefSeq, a predicted model, not a curated record